UUCCUGUGUGUACAGCGCUCUGCUCGGUGUUUCAGGCAGUGUCUCCGGCUAUAGGAGGGAACAGGGAGCUGCGUAUUCAGUUCCCAUAUCUAAACAGGUUAGAGAAAUACCGGAGAGGCCGUGACAGGCUGUUGGAGAGGACAGAAUGUUCCGACUUCGCUUCUUGCCAGCAGUGGCAGGAUUGGCAACUGUAACCCGCAGGUAUCAUGGAGUGGCUAAUCCUGUUCGCCACAGGCGGAAGCUUAUGAUGGCAGCUUUUGUGGGGGUGACUGCAGUUUCUGCAAGUGCUGGAUUACUAUGGAAGAGGGCUAAUGCAGAAGCACAUUCUUCAGUGAAACACAACUUGAAAAAUGAAUCCCAUGCCAAGGGAAAGGAGGAUGAAGACCGGGAGAAUGUUGAGGAUCAGGCUGUUGAGUCAAGUGAUGAUGAACAACAUCCAGAGGAGGGCAAGAAGAAGAAGCAACGUACAGGAUUUAGGGAUCGUAAGGUGAUGGAAUAUGAAAACAGAAUUCGAGCCUAUUCAACUCCAGACAAAAUCUUCCGCUAUUUUGCCACCCUGAAAGUGAUACACGAGAGUGGGGAACAUGAAGUAUUUAUGACUCCUCAAGAUUUUGUGCGAUCGAUAACACCCAAUGAGAAACAGCCAGAGAAUUUGGGCCUGGAUCAGUUUAUUAUAAAGCGAUAUGAUGGAAAGGAUUUCUGGCAGACAGAGAAAAUUUCCCAGGAGCGAGAGAAGUUUGCUGAUGAAGACAGUAUCUUCUAUACGCUGGGUGAAUGUGGACUCAUCUCAUUCUCAGAUUACAUUUUUCUUACUACAGUUCUUUCAACUCCACAAAGAAACUUUGAGAUUGCUUUUAAAAUGUUUGAUCUGAAUGGAGACGGGGAAGUGGACAUGGAAGAAUUUGAACAGGUUCAAAGCAUCAUUCGAUCUCAGACCAGCAUGGGCAUGCGCCAUAGGGACCGCUCAACUACUGGGAACACCCUGAAGACCGGAUUUAGCUCUGCACUCACCACUUACUUCUUUGGUGCUGAUCUGAAGGGGAAACUUACUAUUAGCAAUUUCUUGGAAUUCCAGCGGAAACUCCAGCAUGAUGUGCUGAAACUUGAGUUUGAGCGCCAGGAUCCAGUGGAUGGUCACAUCACUGAGCGUCAGUUUGGCAGUAUGCUUCUGGCAUACAGUGGAGUGCAAUCCAAGAAACUCAUUCAAAUGUUAAAACAACUGAAAAAACGCUUUAAGGAUGGAGAGGGCCUGACAUUUGAAGAAGUAGAAAAUUUCUUUACCUUCCUCAAGAACAUUAAUGAUGUGGACACAGCUCUAAGUUUUUACCACAUGGCAGGUGCCUCCCUGGAUAAAGUUACAAUGCAGCAAGUUGCCAGGACCGUGGCCAAGGUGGAGCUCUCUGAUCAUGUCUGUGAUGUAGUCUUUGCUCUCUUUGACUGUGAUGGGAACGGAGAACUGAGCAAUAAAGAGUUCAUUGCUAUCAUGAAGCAGCGUUUGAUGAGAGGACUGGAGAAGCCAAAAGACAUGGGAUUCCAUCGCCUUGUGAGAGCCAUGUGGAAGUGUGCCCAGGAGACAGCCUGGGACUUCUCUUUACCUAAAGCGUAAGAGUAAAGGAAACUCACUGAGAUGCCGAAGACAAUACUGACUCUGCAAUCUGAGAUUGUAAAGGGUUUUGGUCCCGGAAGCACCAAGUCAACAUGCUUGAUGUGUUAUUCUUGUAAUAUGCUAUGGCUAAGUUUGACGUCAUGCAUUCACUUCCCUCUAUCCUGCACAUAUUUCAUUAAAAAGAAAAAAAAGCACACACUGAAUGCAAUACA
This is a messenger RNA of Nanorana parkeri, 1818 nucleotides long. It is a transcript of the gene MICU1, whose product is annotated as mitochondrial calcium uptake 1. The coding region runs from base 146 to 1606 and encodes 486 amino acids. Gene Ontology annotation, molecular function: calcium ion binding. Gene Ontology annotation, cellular component: uniplex complex. The transcript has 14 exons. The record is from RefSeq and is a predicted model, not a curated record. Gene Ontology annotation, biological process: mitochondrial calcium ion homeostasis; calcium import into the mitochondrion. NCBI's taxonomy places the organism in Eukaryota, Metazoa, Chordata, Amphibia, Anura, Dicroglossidae.